This is a messenger RNA of Malania oleifera, 1107 nucleotides long. Its product is annotated as vesicle transport v-SNARE 12. Bases 75 to 827 code for a protein of 250 amino acids. The transcript has 6 exons. The record is from RefSeq and is a predicted model, not a curated record. Lineage: Eukaryota; Viridiplantae; Streptophyta; Magnoliopsida; Santalales; Ximeniaceae. Gene Ontology annotation, biological process: intracellular protein transport; vesicle-mediated transport; vesicle fusion. Gene Ontology annotation, molecular function: SNARE binding; SNAP receptor activity. Gene Ontology annotation, cellular component: ER to Golgi transport vesicle membrane; late endosome membrane; endoplasmic reticulum membrane.
GUCAUUUUCCGGUGAAUUUCUAUUCUGGCUCUGUUUUGAGUUGAUUUUUUACCAGCUUCAACCCCCGCGGGUUUAUGCUGUUGUUCGUCUGUGUUUCUCCCGUAGAAUUCUUUGCUUUAUGCAUCGGUUUGUUGGUUGAUCGGAACUUUGGUGGCAUCAUGAGUGAGGUUUUUGAAGGAUAUGAGCGUCAGUACUGCGAGCUUUCAGCUGGCCUGUCCAGAAAAUGUACUUCGGCCGGUCUUAGUGAUGGCGAGCAGAAGAAGCAGAAGGUUUCUGAGAUAAAAGCUGGACUGGAUGAUGCUGAUGUUUUGAUUCGUAAGAUGGACCUGGAGGCAAGGAGCUUGCAGCCAAAUGCAAAGGCUAUGCUUCUUGCUAAGUUGAGGGAAUAUAAAUCUGACCUGAAUAAGUUGAAAAAGGAAUUCAAAAAAAUUACAUCAGCCAACACUAGCCAGGUUGCUCGUGAAGAGUUGUUGGAAUCUGGAAUGGUGGAUGCCCAUAUGGCUACUGCGGAUCAAAGAGGGAGAUUGGCAAUGUCAACGGAGAGAUUAAAUCAGUCAAGUGACAGAAUAAAGGAGAGCAGAAGAACUGUACUGGAGACGGAAGAGUUGGGCAUCUCAGUCCUUCAAGAUCUGCACCAACAGCGAGAAACUCUUCUACAUUCCCAUACCAAGCUUCAUGGUGUAGAUGAUGCCAUUGACAAGAGUAAAAAAAUACUGACUGCGAUGUCCCGGAGGAUGAGCAGGAACAAAUGGAUAAUUGGCUCAGUCAUUGCAGCCCUUGUGCUUGCAAUCCUCUUCAUCCUAUAUUUUAAGCUUUUUCAUAAUUAACCCAAUUAUAUUUAUACAUGAAACCUCAACUGGGCAACUGGGGUGUGGAUUAGUUUCUGUAUUUCUUAUGUACAUAAUAUUCACUUUACUGCUGUUUGGCAGAUCUCCUAUUGCCAUUGCACGGUGUUUACAUGUAACAUAUAAAUUUCUUGUUAAUCCACCCCUUCACCAUUGUAUUGUUAUUAUUUACGAUACACGCAGGAUCAACUUUGUGUACUCAUCUGGCGAACCUUUGUAUUUCUUUCUUUCAGCAGGGGGAUUAAAUUUUAGCUUUUGCUAA